AAUAACAAACUUUAAAGCUAUUUUUAAAGUCGAGUCAGCAACAAAUUCAGAUGUUACUAUUAAUGUGUUCCAAAUUAAAACGGCAAUUACAUUGAAGAUUAUUGUGAUAAUAUGAAAACCUCAAGAAAAAUUUCAUUGAAAGAGAGUUUAAACCACGUUUAUAAAGUGCUUUACAUCAAUAAAUUGCCCAUAUAGAAAAAUUUAUAACGAUAAAAGUUGAAACAAUGAAAUUCUGAUUAACUUAAGUACGUGUAAUUUGUUUAAAAUAUAUGAUAUAAAUAUAUUUGAUGGAGCAAAUUGGGAACUACGAGUACAAUAAAAAAGACCUUAUUGGUCAUGGAGCUUUUGCUGUUGUAUUUAAAGGAAAACCUUUGGUUUCUGUAAAAAAAGGAAUAGUUCAAGAUGUAGCCAUAAAACUUAUCAACAAGAAGAAUUUAUCGAAAACACAGACUUUACUGGAGAAAGAAAUAAACAUUCUUAAAGAGCUGCAUCAUGAAAAUAUUGUUAAAUUACUGGAUUGCAUUGAGACACCUACAAGUGUUUAUCUUAUUAUGGAGUAUUGCAAUGGUGGUGACUUAGCCGACUACUUACAGUUGAAAGGAACUCUUAGUGAAGAUACAAUACGUUUAUUUCUGAAGCAAAUAGCAUCAGCUUUGCAAGUGCUGACAACAAAAGAUAUUGUCCAUCGAGAUUUGAAACCUCAAAACAUUCUGCUCAGUCAUCAAAAUGAAUUUCCAAAGUUUCUUCAGCCAUCUGACAUUAAAGUUAAAAUUGCUGAUUUUGGUUUUGCACGGUUUUUACAUGGAGAAAUGAUGGCAGCAACACUAUGCGGAUCUCCUAUGUAUAUGGCUCCAGAAGUGAUCAUGUCGAAAGCAUAUGAUGCUAAAGCAGAUCUAUGGAGUGUUGGAGCAAUUGUUUAUCAGUGUUUGACUGGAAAAGGACCUUUUAUGGCUAGCAAUCCUCAACAUCUACGAAGAUUGUAUGAGAGUAACAAAAACUUAAAACCUACAAUUCCUGCCGACUGCUCUCAAGCUAUGAAAGACCUGCUAUAUGCUUUGUUAAAACGUAAUCCUAAAGAAAGAAUUUCAUUUGAUAUGUUUUUUAACCAUCCUUUUCUGAUUGGAGAGUCAUUAUCAUUUUCCUCUACACCUGUUGCUGUUCCUUCAAGAAGAAGAGGUUUUUCUGAGUGUUCCAGAGGUGUUCGGUCACCAAUUGAAUCACUGUCAUCUCCUCGUUACACCGAUUACCUACAGCAAGCUGCUGUGACUCCUCCAGAUGAUAUUAAACUGAGUUCUGAUCCUGUUGCAGAAUUGGUUGUAUGCAAUACCAAGCCCUACAGUUCUUCAGUUCCAGAUGACUUUGUUGUAGUAACUCAACAUGGGUUUUCUUCAAAGCAAGUUUUAUUGCCACAAAGCUCUUCAGGAAAGUCUGGGUCUAAAGCACAUUUUAUUAUUGGUUCUCCAGAUAACAAUUCAUAUGACUCAGUACUCAAUGAUCAACCAAAUAAAGUUUUACUUGAAUCGCCUGAUUCUACAUUACAUAAUGUUAAAACAUUUGUAAGAAAGACAAAAUCACAUUCACCAUCUCCAACAAAUAUUUCUCGUACUCCUUCUCCAUUGGCUAAAGAUAAAUCUGCUCCUGUACUAUGCCGGAAAACCUCGUGGAAAGUUUCAACUCCUCCUUCAUUAUAUCCUGUAGCAGAUUUUGGAGAAAAUCAAAAUAAGGAAAAUCUUGAUCAGAACCAAUCAAUAAUUCAAAAAGUUGACAGAGCUCGUAGAUCAACUAUCUCCUAUAAUGAGAGGCCAAAAAAAGAAGUUACAAAAAACUAUAGUCCUCAAGAAGACUCUAAAAAAAAGUUAUUACCUGACUUGCCUGCCUCUAAUAAUGCUGUAAUUCAUAAAAGUAAAUCUUCACCCGCAUUAAUAUCUCAAGCUGUAAAAUUAAUGCCUGUUCAAAAAACACAUGAAGAAAUGAAACAAAAUUUAGCAGCUUUGUUGAAACAGCUAAAUUUUGAGAACCGACAACAUAAUAUUCUUGCAAAUCUUCCAUCGCCUGUAUUUAAACUUUCUGAUUCUCCUGAAUCACAAAAACUAUCUUUAGGAGAAAAUACUCCACCCCCAGGUGUAUUUUUAGCGGCUUCACCAUCAAGUUGGAAUGAUAAACUUAGCUUAAUUCGACAAGAACAGAACAAAAGAUCUAGCCUCAGCAACAGUUUUAAAACAGACAAUGAAAACAAUGUAAAGCAAAUGUCACAGUUUAAAAGUGAAUCUCCAAGUAAUCUUACUACAAGGUAUCAAAAUGAUGCUUUUUUAUCACGAGAACAUUUACUGGCAAUGGAGGAGAUUGAGUUUUUGUAUUCUUUUGCUGAAAAUUUGUUAAUUGUUGUAACAGACAUAAAUAUUUCAAACUAUGUUUCAGAUAUUUUAUAUGACAAUAGUAAAAUAAGCAUUGACAUAAAACCAACCGUUGAUGGCUGCAAGCAUAGUAAAAUGCUUUUGGUACUUGAAGCGUUGCGGGUGGCAACCUAUGCACUGAGAUUUGCACAGUCUCAUCAGGCCAAAGGAACUUUGAAAGUUACUUCUAUGUUUAAAGCAGUAAUAACAAAGUUAUCUUCAUUAUGCGAUGAUUGCAUUCAAAGAGUUGCAACUUUUAUAAUUUAUCCUUCAAUUGAAAAUAUAAAAACUCAUAAGGUGGAUACUGCUAAACUUCUUUAUAUUUAUGGAGUUGGAGUGUGUCAGUAUGCUGCUUAUUCUGAGUUGACAUUAAAUUAUAUACAAGCUGGACGAUGUUAUAGAAUUUCAAAAAUUUUAUUUGAUGGAUUAAUUCAACAGUCUCGAUCAUCUGCUGACAAAAAGCUUCUUACCAGUUUCUCGAAAAAUAUUGGUGAGCGAAUACGGAUUUUAGGUGUCGGCGAACGCCAAAUAGCAGAAGCGAAGACUAGGUAGAAGCAAAAAAAAAAGUUAUAUAUAUUUUUUUUUGCAUCGCCCAAUUUUAUAUAAAGUCUUUAAGUUAUUAGUUGUUUUCUUUUAAAAUGAAGAAAAUGUAUUUAUAGUUUUUGGUAUUAUAGCCAACAGUCUUAAGACUAAACAAGUUUCGUUUUGUGAGACGUUUUUGAUAAAGACGAAUUUUUAUCGUUUUGAUAUUUAGUUGUUUUUAAUU
Messenger RNA from Hydra vulgaris (swiftwater hydra), 3159 nucleotides. Its product is annotated as serine/threonine-protein kinase unc-51. Lineage: Eukaryota; Metazoa; Cnidaria; Hydrozoa; Anthoathecata; Hydridae. The record is from RefSeq and is a predicted model, not a curated record. Gene Ontology annotation, molecular function: ATP binding; protein serine/threonine kinase activity. Gene Ontology annotation, biological process: autophagy of mitochondrion; protein autophosphorylation; autophagosome assembly. Gene Ontology annotation, cellular component: cytoplasm; autophagosome; cytosol.